AUGACUUCCCGCGACGGCUACUCUUGGACCAAGGCCUCCGGCUUGAAGCAGGGCGUACCGUCCAUCGGUGUCAUAUUCCCUUCAACCAAUGUAUCAACCUCCGAGUCCAAAUACGACGUGAUAGUCAUCGGUGCAGGCUAUUGUGGUCUUACAGCCGCUCGAAAUGCUGCAAUUGAGGGCCUGAGAGUCCUUCUCUUGGAAGGAAGAGACCGUAUUGGAGGACGGUCAUGGUCGUCGAACAUCGGUGACUAUCCGUUUGAGAUGGGAGGCACAUGGGUGCAUUGGGGCCAGGCGAACGUGUGGCGGGAGAUUGCCAGGUAUCAAAUGACCAACCAGUUGGUGAACUCAUUCGACUUUUCACAAGGAGUCAACCACUUCGAGUUCAACACUGCACAGGGCAAUGUUAAGAUGAAUCAUGAGCAGGAGGACGAACUCAUGGCGUCAGCGCUGGGCAAAUUCUUUAACGUUGAUGGAUCAUUUGGGCGGAAGAUUAUGCCUCUGCCACAUGAUACCUUCAAAAUCGAGAAGGCGGUAGACCUGGACAAGCUCUCUGCACUUGACAGAAUCAACCAGAUUUCGCACUCACUCACACUCGAUGAGCGAGCUGCCCUGGAGUCGUUCAUACUCCUUUGCAGCGGCGGCACGCUGGAGACCAUGAGUUUCCACGAGAUGGUACAUUGGUGGGCUAUGUGUGGCUACACUUAUCAAGGCUGUCUUGAUUACCUCAUUACAUGGAAAUUUCGAGGCGGCCAGUCAAGCUUCGCCAUCAAAUUCUUCAACGAGGCCCUUACAACGAAGCGUUUAUCUUAUGCUUUAGACAGCCCCAUCAAGUCGGUCAGGGACACUGGAAGCAAUGUCACAGUGACAACAAGAGAAGGGCAGCAGUAUCAUGCAGAUCGGUUGAUCUCGACUGUUCCGCUCAAUGUACUGGGAGCAUUGUCUUUCGACCCUCCUCUACCAAUCGGCAAGCAAUCUGCCAUCAACAUUGGCCAUGUCAACCAGUGCGUGAAAGUUCACGCUGAGAUCCCAGACAAAGACCUCCGAUCAUGGACAGGCGUUACGUAUCCUUACAAUAAGCUAUUCUACGCCAUCGGUGACGGCACGACACCAGCCGGGAAUACACAUAUUGUUGCCUUCGGUGGCAAAUUCAACCACAUGAACGCUGAAGAAAAUGUGGAGGAUACAUUGGGGGCAGUCAAAGGUCUGUUCGCACCUGAGAACAAUAAGGGAAGGUCUCCCGACGUUGCUCGGCUGGUCUUCCACAACUGGUCAAGGGAUGAAUUCUCAAAGGGAGCAUGGUUCUUCUCCCCACCAGGAUUGCUGGCCAACCAUUUGGAGGACAUGAGAUCUCGGCACGGUAAUAUUGUGUUUGCAAACUCGGACUGGGCUCUUGGAUGGCGCAGCUUCAUAGACGGUGCCAUUGAAGAGGGAUGCAGAGCGGCUUUCGAGGUCAGGACGGAGCUGCAAGCUGAGCGUAGUGGAGACAUGCCACAUCCCACUUCGGCUUGCGUUUCAGCUCUAGUCAAAGCCCAAGAGCAGCUCGAUGACGCUGAACGGCUUAGCUAUAUUCUCGGCGCACUGCUGGGGAUAGUGUUUCUGCUCUUCGUUUGCAGUCCGCUGAUCCUCAACCUGCCCAAAGAGGACGAAACAUCAAGGACAGCCCCACCACCCGAAAACAACGAAAUUGAAAUGCGGGAUCUCGGAAGCGGUGGCGAGAUGCCAGAUCCUAACGACUUCGUAAUCAAUGAGGAGGAGGCCGAUAUAAGCCAGGUGAGCGAUUUCAUAUCCGCAAGUCGACGCCCACUGUCUUGGCUCAAACUGGUCUUCCGUGGGCUUGAUGACGAGCGGGAGGUUGCCAGGCACUGUGUUCGAGAUCCUCCAACUCCGUCUGUGGUGGGCGAGGAAGGUCAAGAAGCCUCAUCUCCUGAGGAGCACAAGACUGCUUAG
This is a messenger RNA of Diaporthe amygdali, 1947 nucleotides long. RefSeq lists its product as uncharacterized. The transcript has 5 exons. Gene Ontology annotation, molecular function: oxidoreductase activity. The record is from RefSeq and is a predicted model, not a curated record. Bases 1 to 1947 code for a protein of 648 amino acids. Lineage: Eukaryota; Fungi; Ascomycota; Sordariomycetes; Diaporthales; Diaporthaceae.